This is a messenger RNA of Sapajus apella (tufted capuchin), 2548 nucleotides long. RefSeq names its product Kruppel like factor 11 (gene KLF11). Gene Ontology annotation, biological process: regulation of transcription by RNA polymerase II. The transcript has 4 exons. Lineage: Eukaryota; Metazoa; Chordata; Mammalia; Primates; Cebidae. The record is from RefSeq and is a predicted model, not a curated record. Gene Ontology annotation, molecular function: RNA polymerase II cis-regulatory region sequence-specific DNA binding; DNA-binding transcription factor activity, RNA polymerase II-specific. The coding region runs from base 171 to 1703 and encodes 510 amino acids.
CGUGCCGGGGUAGAGCGGCGCGGGCGGGCGAGGCGUGUGCCGGACGCAGGAGCUCCGGGUCGUCGCCGCCGCCGCCGCCCGCCGCCCGCCGCCCGCCACGCACGUGGGACCGCUACUGCGCUCCAGCUUACGCCCCGCGGCCGCUUUGUUGCUCCCGGCCGGCCGGCACGAUGCACACGCCGGACUCCGCGGGCCCAGACGACGCGCGCGCAGUUGGCAUCAUGGACAUAUGUGAGUCCAUCCUGGAGAGGAAGCGGCAUGACAGCGAACGGUCUACGUGCAGCAUCUUGGAGCAGACAGACAUGGAAGCUGUCGAGGCUCUUGUUUGUAUGAGCUCCUGGGGUCAAAGAUUCCAGAAAGGUGACCUGUUACGGAUAAGACCCCUCACGCCUGUCUCUGACUCUGGGGAUGUCACCUCUGCUGUGCAUAUGGAUGCACCUGCACCUGAGCUACCAAAAGACUUCCAUUCUUUAUCAACUCUGUGCAUAACUCCUCCUCAGAGCCCUGAUUUCGUGGAGCCAUCGACAAGGACACCUGUUUCUUCCCAAGUAACAGAUUCCAAAGCAUUCACAGCCAUGGCCACCCUCCAUUCCUCUGCUGUGGUGGCCAGAGCACUGAAUGGGGGGGUGGAGAGGGGCCUGCCAGGUUUGGAGCCAGUACCCAGCUCUCCGUGCAGGGCCGUGGGGACCAGCGUGAUCCGACACACUGGGGAGAGCCCUGCUCCUGCCUGCUUUCCCGCCACGCAGACUCCAGAUGGCCAGCUUUCUGACAGCAGAGGAGAAGAGCAGCUUUUGGGACACUUUGAAACUUUGCAGGAUACACACCUCACAGACUGUUUACUCAGCACUAACGCAGUGUCCUGUCAGCCUUGCUUGCACAAGCCCGGUGGCCUGAUCCCCACUGACAGAGGCCAGCAGGCAGGGUGGCCUGGUGCAAUGCAGACUUGCUCACCAAAGAAUUACGAAAAUGACCUGCCCAGGAAAACCACCCCUCUGAUUUCUGUCCCUGCUCCCCCUGUCCUUUGCCAAAUGAUCCCUGUGACUGGACAGAGUGGCAUGUUUUCAGCUUUUUUGAAGCCGCCUCCCCAGUUGUCUGUGGGGACUGUGAGACCCAUCCUAGCCCAGGCUGCUCCAGCUCCGCAACCUGUAUUCCUGGGACCUCCUGUGCCUCAGGGAGCUGUGAUGCUGGUCCUGCCCCAGGGCGCCCUCCCUCCGCCUGCCCCCUGUGCGGCCAGCGUCCUGGCUUCAGGGAAUACCAAGUUGUUGCCCCUCGCCCCUGCGCCAGUGUUCAUCGCCUCUAGCCAAAACUGUGUCCCUCAGGUAGACUUUUCCCGAAGGAGGAACUACGUUUGCACCUUCCCAGGUUGCCAGAAGACCUACUUCAAAAGUUCCCACCUCAAGGCUCAUCUUCGCACUCACACAGGGGAGAAGCCUUUCAGCUGCAGCUGGGACGGCUGUGAUAAGAAGUUUGCUCGUUCGGAUGAGCUGUCUCGCCACCGCAGAACUCACACAGGGGAGAAGAAAUUUGUGUGCCCUGUGUGUGACCGGCGUUUCAUGCGCAGUGACCACCUGACGAAGCAUGCCCGCCGCCACAUGACGACCAAGAAGAUCCCAGGCUGGCAGGCAGAGGUUGGCAAGCUGAACAGAAUCGCCUGUGCAGAGAGCCCGGAGAACCUGCUUGUGACCACGCCAGCCUCCACCUGAAAGGUCCACUAGGAUGUUACGGGGUUUUUAAAAGCCUGUUUUCAGGAAUGGAACUGACGGAUUGCUUUCCCAUUGCCUCACCCCAAAAAAAAAUAGUUUUGGGGCUCAGGAAGAUCGGGGAGCUGAUUUUGAUGAAGGUGUGUUAACUUUUCCACUUGGGACCCUGUUCAAUAUGUUUUGUAGUUUCAGAAGUGUUUUGUUGUUUUUUUUUUUAAAGAAAUGGUAGAAAAUUUGAUAACCAACAUCACCAGCAUUCAGACAAAUAUUUCGGCAAUAAAGUUUACAAAAUCUGGAUUUUUACAACUUUCUAUUGAUGUUUUGUAGAAAUAAGACAGGGUACUAAUUUUUAUACUGUUUUUUAUAAAAAUAUUUAUAUUGUUGGUGCUCAAAUCACCAGUUUCUAGAUAGAUCAUUUUGCAGCCUUCUUUUCAGUAUUUAAUAACAGUUUUUUAUGAUGACCCGUUUUAGUAAAUUUGACAUGUUACUCCACCAAAAAAAAAUCACAGAUUAUCUGGCCUUUUUAGAUUUUUUGGAAUUGGAACUGGUUGAAUAAGGGCCUCUUAAAAGGGAAAAAUAAAUUUUGCAAUCAGCUUUUUCAUAAUAUUUUCAAGGAAAUUCUAGGCAGCCAUUCCUGUCACCCAAGAACUGCAAGUGUGGUUGACUAGAACUAGUGAGUUGUGUCCGUGGUGCGUCUUGUGAAGGAUGUACCCCAGAAAGUAACAUGAGCCACUGAGCACAUCCCAGGGAGCAGGCGCUGCUGUAGGCUGUAGUCUGUGUGUAAUCGUCUUGGCCAUGGCUCUGCCGAAAGCAAACCAUUGAGUUUCUUGUUUGUACCUAAAACACCA